AUGUACAACUAUCCGUCUCUCCUGCGCGCCUCCCUCGACGACCGCUCUGUGACGCCCGCAUUUGCCUGCCAGCUGCUGCACACAGGCGACGUACCACCCUCUCACCUGGCCUCGCAUGUCCGGAGGCUACACCUCAACGUCGCGCGUCCAAAUUCGCUCACGUACGGUGACCUAAACUCCUCUCUCGCCCCGUCUACGAGCGUCGCUCCCCGCAGACACCGCCCUGUUCACGCGCUGUAA
Messenger RNA from Trametes versicolor FP-101664 SS1, 240 nucleotides. RefSeq lists its product as uncharacterized. The transcript has 2 exons. Bases 1 to 240 code for a protein of 79 amino acids. NCBI's taxonomy places the organism in Eukaryota, Fungi, Basidiomycota, Agaricomycetes, Polyporales, Polyporaceae. The record is from RefSeq and is a predicted model, not a curated record.